Messenger RNA from Cuscuta epithymum, 977 nucleotides. The record is from the annotation of a GenBank genome assembly. NCBI's taxonomy places the organism in Eukaryota, Viridiplantae, Streptophyta, Magnoliopsida, Solanales, Convolvulaceae.
AUAAAAGUCACUGGCUCACCGUACAGCCGUGCGGUAUAGGAACUCUCGUAAUGGUACACUUUAAAAAAAAAUUGUGAACUUUCAUCUAACACCUUACAUCUAAUCUAACGUACAAUAGUAUUUGUCCACCUGUAAAAUACCUGCAAAAUAACACAAUUAAGAAUUCUCUCUAACAUAAUCAAAUGCAUAAAAUAUAAAAAAGAGAAAAGUGUCAAAUAAGCUCUCUACUACUACAAAAAUGUCAACUAAGGACACGAACCCAAAUAACACCCAAUUAGACCUACAAACACGUAAAAAAAAAAUCAAAUUGGCUUUUUAGCCUGUAACAUUCCGGUUCCAAGUAAAAACAUAUGACGUGGCAUUUAAUUUUUGUAUUUUCUCCUUUUUCUUUUUGCUUUUCCUUUUCUUUCUUUGUUUUCCUUCUUUCUCUCAUUCUUCCCCCAUUCCCUUUUCUUCUCCAGCCAUACUCCCCCUCUCCUGCGCCUCUUUCUUUCCCUUCUUUCCCUUUCUUUCUUUCAUUCUUUAUUUUACAAUCACCAAUAUGUCCGCCCGUUGGAUCCCAAUGCCGGUCUUCUUCCACGGUCAACCUCCGGCGAAACCAUAGAAAUCGGUCCGAGCUCCGGUCGUCUUCUCCGGCCAAUUUCCGGCAAAGAGAGUGCCUGCCUCUUCACCAAACUCUGCCCUCCUCUCUUACCAAUGUUCCGUCACAUGAUGUGCCGAUCUUCUCCAUCAAUUUGUUCUUUUAUACAUUGUUCUAAUUUUUUUUGUGUAUCCAUGGAUAGGAAGGGUAUGUGACGUAUGUCAAAACCCAAAAAAUAAAGAAAAGUGAGAAACUGGGAGUAGCUUGGAGUUGUGAUUAAGCAAAAGUGGAAGUGAUUAAAAAUGAAAGAAAAUGAACUCAGGGAACGGGAGGGAGUAGCAGGGCAAAGAAAGAGUCAACGACAGAAGAGGGGAAGGAAGGAGAAAAGAAACAAAAG